This is a messenger RNA of Xenia sp. Carnegie-2017, 2814 nucleotides long. RefSeq names its product CSC1-like protein ERD4. Gene Ontology annotation, molecular function: calcium-activated cation channel activity. The record is from RefSeq and is a predicted model, not a curated record. The transcript is spliced from 14 exons. Gene Ontology annotation, cellular component: plasma membrane. The coding region runs from base 152 to 2020 and encodes 622 amino acids. Lineage: Eukaryota; Metazoa; Cnidaria; Anthozoa; Malacalcyonacea; Xeniidae.
AAUCUUGGCAUUCUCUCUUCCCUACGCUGCGAUAGUUUUGAUUCCAAUCAAUAUCGUCGACGGUGAAGGUCUAACUGGCUUGGAUAGACUUACUUUGGGAAACAUAUCCGAUGAAUCCGAUAAACUAUGGGCCCAUUUGAUCGGCGUUUGGAUGUUCUCAUUAAUUCUGUACUACUUUAUGUAUGUUGAGUGGAAGGUUUACGUGAAAUAUCGUCAAAUAUAUCUCAAAGAAAACAGUAAACAACAUUUCUCAGUGUUGGUCACCCAGCUGCCCCAAGAGAUAGACAGUGAUGAUAAGUUAAAAAACUUUGUGGAUCAACUCUUUCCUGAAAAGGUAGCACAUUCUCACAUUAUCCGGGAUCUCGAUGAGUAUAGGCAACUGGUUCAGAAACACGAUCAAAUGGUCUUAAAACUUGAACAUGCUCAGGCUGUAUUUGAAGAAAAAGGGGAAAGACCAGAACAUAAGUUAAAACCAAUCAUUGGCGAGAAAGUGGACUCAAUAAAUUAUUUUGACGAACAAUUAAGGGAAACCCAACAAGAAUUAGAGAAGGUCAAUUUCGCCGAAAGUAUACUUUUAGACUCUGCUAUCGUUACAUUUAAAAGUAUUCGUGAUGCAAGAAUUGCAAGUGAGGUUUUAUGGCAAGCUAUCCCAUACAACACGUUUGUUCAGCCUGCACCAGAACCACACGAUGUCAUAUGGAGUAACCUGGAUAUCUCAGUUCUUAAAAAAUGGAUCCGUUGGACAAUAAUAUCUGUGUGUUUAUUUUUUCUCGUGAUUUUCUGGACAAUUCCUGUUGCAUUUGUUUCUGCGUUGGUAUCGUUACAAAGUCUUCAGGAAAAGGUGGAAUUCCUAGAAUUUGUUAACGAUUUUCCAACUGCUCUGAAGGGAAUUAUUGAGGGUGUUCUAUCCACAAUUGCAUUGGUGAUUUUCUUUGCCAUCUUACCAAUGUUGAUGGCGUUUAUGUCUAAGAAAGAAGGUGUGAUAACAAACAGCGGAGUACAGAAAUCUGUGAUUGGAAAGAUGUUUAUUUUCAUAAUUGUGAAUAAGUUUCUGAUUCUGGUCUUAUCUGGCGCGUUUUUGAAUCAAAUUCAGAAAAUUAUUGAUGAUCCAGGAUCACUACCUUCGUUACUGGCUGAGUCGUUGCCAGCAAUGGCUUUAUUUUUCACGAACUUUGCUAUGUUACAAGCGUUGAUGGGUCAUGCUCUACGUUUACUUCGUAUUGCCCCUCUCAUUAUUGUCAGCAUCAAAACAAAAUGGUUAGCAAAGACUCCCAGAGAAUUGAAGAAUGUUUGGGCUCCCCCAUCUCCCAAUUAUGGCGUAAUGUAUCCAAACGAUCUGUACAUCUUUAUAAUUGGAGUUGCUUAUUGUAUCCAAGCACCAUAUGUUAUUCCAUUUGUUAUGCUAUAUUUUGGAUUUGGCUAUCUUGUUCAUUUCUAUUCCUUCGUCUACGUAAUGCGCCCUCCAUUCCAUGCAGGAGGAAGCAUGUGGCCAAAAGUUUUUAACAGGAUGCUUCUUGCUAUUGUUGUUUUCCAAAUAUUAAUGAUUGGUGUGUUUGGUUUGAAGAAAAAUCCAGAAGUUUCAGCGUUAUCAUUACCGCCCAUUUUUCUUACGAUUAUCUUUAAAAUUGUUAUAAUGAUGUAUUUUGAACGAGUGGCCAAACCAAUGGAACUAGAUGACCACAAAGAUGAAGAAAGUGAAAACAAAGAACAGAAUAUGGACGACAAAAAUGAUGAUGCUGUUGACGACAAGUUCAUAAAGGAUGCUCAUGAUUUCUUCAUCCCUACCACAACGGUACCAUGUUUAUUUUCUUUGAGUACUGAUGAUCCAUCUGAAGGUGAUGAACCAGAAAAGGAUGAUUUGAAAACAACAAAGGUGAAAAUUCUUCCCAGGAAAAGACGAAAACCAGGUGUAAAAUCUGAUGCAAUCUUUCGAGGUUUCAAUGAUUUUCCCAUUCUUCCAAAUCCAGGCCAGUUUAUACGUUCAUUCCAGCAACCAAUGAAAUUUCGUGUUAAAUGUUAACAAGCAGUUUUAUCGCAAACAUUGAAAAUGUGCGGAUAUAUGGAUGGAGAAAAUGAUGUCGGUAAAAAUGUAAAACAUAUUUUAUACGACAAAACAAUAAACAAUGUUCAUUUUUUACUCAUCUAUGUAUUGUUAAAUAGAUUUCGGUGAACACAGAAUCGUAAGGGAAUGUGUGUAUACUUACGGCUAAAAGCUGUGUAUAAAGUAUACAUCUUGAUGCACGAGAUAUCACAAUCUAAAAUGAAAACUUAAAAUCACCUGUCAAUAUGCCAACACAAUUAUCAUUGUAAAAUAAUGUGUCAAUCAUGUUGGACUACGAUCUCAAGAAAUAAGCGUCAAAUGAAAAACAUUUAUACAUUUAUUUUUAAAACGUUAGGGAUAAUUACAUUAACCAUGCAGUGUCAUUUUUCACAAAAGAAAAUUGCUAGAGUUGUCUGACACAGCUCGUAAUAUUUGGAAUGAACACAUAAAGAACACCUGCAUUUUAAUAGUUUCUAUUUAACUCUCACUCAACGUUUUGUUCUUUGCAUUCCUUCAUUGUACCUUAUGUAUGGUCUUUGUGUGAUUCUUCCAUUUGACAUUAUGUUUAUGGCUGAACUGCAUGAACUGCAGGGUAUGCCCUGUAACUAGAUCCUCUAUUGGGCACAUUUAGUUUGUUGGACCUGGGUUAUGUUUAUAAGUAAAACGUCAGUUGCCGGGAUUAUUAAAUCUACGAUUUCAUUUGGAUUUGGAGGAUGAAUAAAAGAUUUGUUUGAUUUUCACUUUAGUGAGAAUAAAGCUUUCUAAAACUUCAA